Molecule: messenger RNA, 1329 nt
Organism: Diaporthe amygdali
Lineage: Eukaryota; Fungi; Ascomycota; Sordariomycetes; Diaporthales; Diaporthaceae
Product: melibiase
Exons: 3
Coding region: 1-1329 (442 amino acids)
Biological process (GO): carbohydrate metabolic process
Molecular function (GO): hydrolase activity, hydrolyzing O-glycosyl compounds
Source: RefSeq, a predicted model, not a curated record
AUGCGGUCUAUCUUCGUUAUUGCCGCCAUCUGCGGGCUCGUCAAGAGCCUGGAGUCUCGGGAUAGCUCUACAGAUAACGGGAAUGAGCCACUCCCACCCAAUGAUCUUGCUUUGACACCACCGAUGGGAUGGAGCAGCUGGAACUACUUCGGCCCGAUCAUCAACGAGUCGAUUGUAAUAUCCACCAUCGACUUUGUCGUUUCCAGUGGCCUCCAAGCAGCAGGAUACCACUUCAUCAACAUCGACGACGGCUGGCAGCGUUACAAAGGGAACCGAUCAGACCAUCCAGGGCCCCUUGAGGCCGAUCCGGAAAAGUUCCCCAAUGGUAUUAAGUACGUCGCCGAUUAUGCGCAUUCCAAAGGCCUCAAACUAGGCAUUUACAGCGGGCCUGGGGAGACGACCUGCGCAAAGUUCACUGGGACGACUGAGGGAUCUGAGGAUCAAGACGCCGUGACCUUCGCUUCAUGGGGAGUAGACCAUCUUAAAUACGACAGCUGCUGCUCAAGGGGAAAAGAAGCCCCACAGGAACUAGUUAGGGGCGACGUACGCCGGAUGGCACUCGAACUUCGCGCAACGGGCCGCGAUAUCGUAUACCACGCGUGCCACUGUGGAUGGGCGGACGUCUGGACCUGGGCACGCGACGAGGGGGCGAACCACUGGCGGAUGGGGCAGGAUAUUAGCGACGACUUCAAUUAUCCCGGAUUCCGGGAGGAUUAUUACUUUGACGUUCUGGACAUGCUCACCCGGGGUGAGAACGUGAGUCUGGCCGAGUACGCGGGACCGGGCGGGUGGAACGACUACGACAUGCUCAUAGUCGGGCUGAACGGCCUGAGCCCGCGGCUUGUUGGCGCCGGGGCGAGCAAUGUCGAGUAUCGCGCGCACUUCAGCAUGUGGUGCAUGGUGGCCAGCCCGCUACUCAUUGGGACCGACGUGCAGACGCUCUCGAGCUACGAGCUUGCCACUGUCACGAAUAAAGACAUCAUUGCCAUCAACCAAGACCCGCUGGGUAUCGCAGCGACAGUUGUCUACGAGGAGCAAGAUGGUCAGCUGCAGUAUUGGGCAAGGGAGUUGGACGAUGGGAGUGUAGCCGUUGCGUUUCUGAACCGCGGGUCGGAGCUUGCGCUGAUGAGUCUCUACAUCCAGCGAUACUUGUUUGUGGAAUGGAGGUCUUACACAGUCAAGGAUCUCUGGACAGGUGAAGAACAAGGGCCGUUGAAGUCACCAGCCUUUUCAGCUGAGAAUGCCACCCCAUCAAAGGUUAUCCCACAGGAGGUUAUCCCACAGGAGGUUAUCCCACAGGAGGUUACCCUAAAGGAGGUUAUCCCAUAG